Messenger RNA from Artibeus jamaicensis (Jamaican fruit-eating bat), 2244 nucleotides. RefSeq names its product DnaJ heat shock protein family (Hsp40) member C11 (gene DNAJC11). Lineage: Eukaryota; Metazoa; Chordata; Mammalia; Chiroptera; Phyllostomidae. Gene Ontology annotation, biological process: cristae formation. Bases 34 to 1713 code for a protein of 559 amino acids. The transcript has 16 exons. The record is from RefSeq and is a predicted model, not a curated record.
CUUGCCGGUUUAGCGGGGUGAAAGGUUGCGAAGAUGGCGACGGCCUUGAGCGAAGAGGAGCUGGACAAUGAAGACUAUUACUCGUUGCUGAACGUGCGCAGGGAGGCCUCUUCGGAAGAGCUGAAAGCCUCGUACCGGAGGCUGUGCAUGCUGUACCACCCUGACAAGCACAGAGACCCCGAGCUCAAGUCCCAAGCGGAGCGGCUGUUUAACCUUGUUCACCAGGCUUAUGAAGUGCUCAGCGACCCGCAGACCCGGGCCAUCUAUGACAUCUAUGGAAAGAGAGGACUGGAAAUGGAAGGAUGGGAGGUUGUGGAAAGGAGGAGGACUCCAGCCGAGAUCAGAGAGGAGUUUGAGCGGCUGCAGAGAGAGCGGGAAGAGAGGAGACUGCAGCAGCGAACCAAUCCCAAGGGGACCAUCAGCGUCGGCAUCGAUGCCACUGACCUCUUUGAUCGCUACGAGGAGGACUACGAAGAUGUGUCCGGAAGCAGCUUUCCACAGAUUGAAAUCAACAAGAUGCACAUAUCACAGUCCAUCGAGGCACCCUUGACAGCUACAGACACGGCCAUCCUGUCGGGAAGCCUCUCGACCCAGAACGGGAACGGAGGGGGCUCCAUCAACUUUGCGCUCAGACGGGUCACCUCCGCGAAGGGAUGGGGAGAGUUAGAAUUUGGAGCUGGGGACCUGCAGGGGCCUCUCUUUGGUCUAAAGCUGUUCCGCAAUCUCACACCAAGAUGCUUCGUGACGACCAACUGUGCUCUGCAGUUUUCGUCCCGUGGAGUCCGGCCCGGCCUCACCACUGUCCUGGCUCGGAACCUGGACAAGAAUACCGUGGGCUACCUGCAGUGGCGAUGGGGCAUCCAGUCGGCCAUGAACACGAGCAUCGUCCGGGACACCAAAACCAGCCACUUCACCAUGGCCGUGCAGCUGGGAAUCCCUCACUCCUUUGCACUGAUCAGCUACCAGCACAAGUUCCAGGAUGACGACCAGACUCGCGUGAAAGGGUCCCUUAAGGCAGGCUUCUUCGGGACGGUGGUGGAGUACGGGGCCGAGAGGAAAAUCUCCAGGCACAGCAUUCUCGGGGCCACUGUCAGCAUUGGGGUUCCCCAGGGAGUUUCUCUCAAAGUCAAGUUGAACAGGGCCAGUCAGACGUACUUCUUCCCCAUCCACCUGACGGACCAGCUGCUCCCCAGCGCCGUGUUCUACGCCACCGUGGGGCCCCUGGUGGUCUACUUUGCCAUGCACCGCCUGCUCAUCAAGCCAUACCUCCGGGCUCAGAAGGAGAGAGAACUGGAAAAGCACAGGGAAAGCACGGCCACCGACAUCCUGCAGAAGAAGCAAGAGGCAGAAGCGGCGGUACGGUUGAUGCAGGAAUCUGUCCGAAGGAUCAUUGAGGCAGAAGAAUCCAGAAUGGGCCUCAUCAUCGUCAACGCCUGGUAUGGGAAGUUUGUCAAUGACAAGAGCAAGAAGAGCGAGAAGGUGAAGGUGAUCGACGUGACGGUGCCCCUGCAGUGCCUGGUGAAGGACUCGAAGCUCAUCCUCACAGAGGCCUCCAAGGCUGGGCUGCCCGGGUUCUACGACCCCUGCGUGGGUGAAGAGAAGAACCUGAAGGUGCUUUACCAGUUCCGGGGAGUCCUGCAUCAGGUGAUGGCGCAGGACAGCGAGGCGCUCAGGAUACCAAAGCAGUCCCACAGGAUUGAUGCAGAUGGAUAAGCUCCUUGAGAAACCAGAUUAAAAGAGGCUGCAAACAAUCUUUUCCUGGGAGUCUACAAAUUUGAAGCAGACAUAAGAUACGUUUAUUUUAUAUUAUUCCUAUAGAAGGUGUCACAAAUCAAUUAUGUGAAGGGACAGAGACGGCCGCUCCCCUGGGUGCUGUAGGUCACAGCGCAGCAGCCCCACCGGGACCAGACCCCGGCACAGCUGGGUCUUUGUCCCCAAGGAUCCUGUCCCUGAGGCAGGGGCCCCGGUCCCCAGAUGCCUCGGGGUCCCUCCCCAGGGUCCUCAGCAUGUGCUGGCCACAGCCACCCUGCAGUUCCUGGUCUGUCCUGGGGUCCUUGUGGAACGCGCCGCCCGCACACGCAGGACUGGGAACUGCUUCCCCAGAGCCCUGCGCCACUCGAGGAAAGGAGGGGGAGCGGAGGUCUCCGGCCAAGUGAGCAUGUGUGGCAGCUUCCCGAAAACCGCCUUUCCCUGAUGAAAUAUGGAGAGGAGUGUGGGUUUAUAAAUCUGCUUUUUAUCUGAUAA